Molecule: messenger RNA, 363 nt
Organism: Suillus clintonianus
Lineage: Eukaryota; Fungi; Basidiomycota; Agaricomycetes; Boletales; Suillaceae
Exons: 1
Molecular function (GO): RNA-DNA hybrid ribonuclease activity; nucleic acid binding
Source: RefSeq, a predicted model, not a curated record
UUAGGUACCGAUAAGGAGCACACUGUCUACGAGGCAGAAACGGUAGGUCUUACCCUUGCAGCGAAGCUAAUAUCAACAGAACACCAUCUAUCAUUUCCCCUCUCGAUCUCUAUCGAUAACCAAGCAGCGCUCAAAUCAGGUGAAAACGCAUACACCAUGUCAGGCUCUUAUUUAGGAGAACGGUUCAGAAGAAUGAUGUUGAAGCUCUCGAAAGACCAUCCAGACUACGACGUCACAUUGAGAUGGGUACCAGGCCACGAGGGAGUGCAUGGUAACGAGGAAGCGGACAAGGCCGCAAAGAAAGCCGCGGAAGGCCCAACAAGUAACAGCCCCCCAGCUCUCCUACCACGAUACCUGAAGAAC